AAGCCGUCGAAUGUUAAUGAAAGCGACUUAAACAUGGAGAUCAGACACGUACACUUAGUUUGUGUAGGAUACAUUAUUUUGUUUCACACACUGCUUAUUGCUGCUGCUUCCACAAAUGGGGAUACAUUGAAAAUAGUUCUCUCAGAACUUGAAGAUUUAAAGAUGAAGGUCAAUACAUGCGAGGAGAGACUGGUGAUACAAGACAACAAGCUAAUGGCGGCCACCAAUGAACAGAGAUUAUUAGUAGCCAACAUGGAAGAAAGGCUUCUAGCUGCAGAGGAAAAUCUUAAAACAACCGAAAAAUUAUAUGAGAAAAAGUUAGCCAAAUCAGACAGUAAACUCCGUGCCGUUGAAAGAAAACUUACAGUAUUUGAGGAGAUGUACGGUCGCUUAUCUAACAAAGGAGAGCCAAUCGAAGACGUUGAAGAAACUGAUUUGAACGUGAAUACCACCGAUUUUGACGGGGAAAAUAUGAAACACAGUGCUGAUGAAGAGAAGUUAGCAUACCUAAAUGGGUUCCAUGUUUCUGAAACAGUAUAUGACAGCACUUUAGGGGAAUCUCUGUUGACAGAUACUGACAAUAACCACGGAAAUAUAAGGGAAACUAACAACAUCGGCAAUACACGACGCUCAUCUACUCAAAAAUCAGAAAGGGCAUCGGACACCAUAUAUCAUAAGCGACUUCUGAAUCCAGCUGUCAACCAUCGUGUUGCCUUCACAGCGCACGUAUCAGUGCAAGUAGCUACCGAACUUGGGAAAGAGCACACCAUUCCCUUCGAUCAAGUUCUGUUAAACGAAGGUCGAGCGUAUGAUGCUAUCACAAACACGUUCAUAUGUCCAGUCAACGGUAUAUAUAUCUUUCAAUCAGCUUUAAUGAGUCCUUACAAAGAAGUUAUCCAAACUGAAAUCCUAAAAAAUGGUGUAUCUGUUGGUAGAAUGUAUGCAAAUGGUGGAAGUAUUGCAUAUGAUCAGGGGUUUAAUUCUGCAACUGUACAAUGCAAUAAAGGUGAUCACGUGUGGGUCAGAGUAACCAAUCACUAUGGCACCAGCGUGUUUAGGUCCAACUUUCCCUUCUCGAAGCGACUUUUGGGUGUAGUCGUAAAUCACAAGCCUGCUUUUUCAGUCUUCUUAUCCGAUCACGUUUCCGGACUGGAAAAAGAGCAGACAAUUCCAUUUGAUGACGUUUCGCUAAAAGAAGCACCAACACAACAUAAGUCAUAUGGCCACUUUUCUGGUGAAGGAAAGCCUCAAGCAAAGACGGGAAGCUGA
This is a messenger RNA of Ruditapes philippinarum (Manila clam), 1269 nucleotides long. RefSeq lists its product as uncharacterized. Lineage: Eukaryota; Metazoa; Mollusca; Bivalvia; Venerida; Veneridae. The coding region runs from base 34 to 1269 and encodes 411 amino acids. The transcript is spliced from 4 exons. Gene Ontology annotation, molecular function: protein binding. The record is from RefSeq and is a predicted model, not a curated record.